CCAUGCUCUAGGCUUCAGCGAAGGGGACUUGGACGAAAGCAGUCACAGAAAAUGAAGUAACCAUCAAGACCCCGAAAAUACACAAGACAAAAAAUUACUAUAAAAAACACCGAAAGACUAGACGCACAUCUUCCCUCAGCGGUAUACUGUUUGGCAGGCCAAGCGGAUCGGAAUUGUGAAAGUGUGUAAACACAUCACCAGUGCUGACGAAGUUCACAACUGGAUUCAACAUCCCUGUGCCGGCAGUGUUGGAAUCGGCAUGGAAUCUGCAGAUAAAAACGAUGAGCAAAUGAACAAUGAGCAACCUGGGCCCUCCCAAAGCUCUCUGCCUUUAGAGACUGUUGAUGAAAGCCAGGAUGCUUCACUCUCCCAGGACUCUGGUGACAAACCGUCAAGUACACUGAAUCUGUACGCUGCUCUUGGGCUGUCUCCUGAGGAUGUGGUCGCUCUGGCACAGAUCCCAGAAAGUGAGAUAAGCAUAGAAACCUUACCACACCUUAUUAUGCAGCUGAAGGCCAAGCAGGCUCAGUGUGGUGGGCCGACAGUGACCUCUCCACCAAAAGAGGAAUUGCCCAAUGACCAAGAGGCUGACAGCACUGAUGGUCUACCCCAGAAAUCAACAAGCAAAAAUGAGAGCCCGGAGCGGUUGGGGCAUGUACGGAGCAGGAGGGAGCCUCGUCAUUACAAGUCUUCCAAUGAGGGCAGUCCGCCAAAGUUUCCCAUGUCUUAUAUGACGGGUGAUUUUCACGGAGUUCUGCCAAGAAUUUUUCCACACACAUGUUCUCUGUGCCAUUGCAUAUUGUACUCUCCUGCGACAUGGAAAGACCAUCUCAAUGGAUCCCGCCAUGAGAAAAGCAGACGCGAAUUCUUGCGAACACAUCCAGACUGGGACCCAAAUGAUGCUCCUUGUAGAACGCUAGACUCCCAUUCCGGUGGAGGGAAGGACUUCAGAUCAUCCUCAUCGCGUAGGAGACCAUACCCCACAGAUGGUGGCCCAGGAGAGCGGCACUUCCCUCCAUCUGACAGACACCUCCAUCUUAAGCCCAAGGCUGGUACAAAAGUGGUCGUGACCAAGUUUCAUCGAGGUGUUGGUCUGGAGGAUUUGCUUGAGCUGGCCAAGCCAUUUGGCACAGUGGUUAAACAUCUGGUUUUCCCCUGCAAGGGUUUCCUGGAAUUUAGCUCAAACAAAGAAGCAGUCAAUAUGGUGUCUCAUUAUGCUACUAAACCGCCUUAUGUGAAGGAUAACAAGUUGGCCCUGUACUUGUCUCCAAUGGUUGCGAGUAUCCAUACACCAAGGUUGGAUAAAGCCGAGAAGCGCCCAAAAUGGUCCAGUCAUGGAGCCGUGUGUUUCUCACACCUUCCCCCUGAUAAAGAAAGUGAGCCGGAACUCCUUGAGGUUGCCAAGAUGUUUGGGGAAGUGCGAUGCUCUAAAGUUUAUAACAAUGAGGUCUUUAUUGAAAUGGAAGAUUGGAAUGAUGCUGAAAUCAUGGUGAAGUACUAUCAUACCAAUCCGCUCAAGAUUUUUGGGAAGAACAUCAGGGUCAGCAUGUCAUCCUCUUACAAGCAUCUAAGAUUAAGUCCUGACUCAUCCAGAAAAGGAGAUUCAAGCAGAAGUUCCAGCAGUUUGCCCAAGAGCAAGGGAGCCUCCAGAAGCUCACAUGUCAAAAGCAAAGAAGAAACGUCCUUGCAGAAAGAAUUGACUGAGGAAAAAAAUGAUGAUGUGAGAGAUGAGAGGGCCCUGGAGGAACAUGAGCACAUGGACGUGAGUUUAGACAGUGGUGCCGAAGAUGAACAAGGCAUGAAGGUAGAAGAUGACCAGGUCAAUUCGGAAGAGGAUUUGGGGCAAGGUGAUGCAGUAGAUGAACAGAUUCUCAAAGAGCCCUUAGUGGAGACUAGUGCUAGUGCUAAUGCUAAAGGCUCGGAGGGCUUGGAUGUGGAAAUUGAUCAGAACUUGGAGAUCAUCACACUUGAAGAAAAAACACCAAUGAAUGCAGAAGAAAACACAGAUGAGGUCUCAACUUCUCCAGUUCCAGCCGAAGAACAAAAUCCUGAGGUUAAAAUGGAGGAAACAAAGGACAUAACGGAAGAAGAAAAUGAUGAAGAUGAUAUGGAUUUCCCAGAUAACAUGGACGAUUUUGUUACUUUGGAUGAGCUUGAUGAUGCUGGAGAGAAAUGUGAUUCAGAGGAGUCUUCCAAGGGAGGAAAAGUCGUUGCAGUGUGGCCCAUCAGAAAGGGAUACGGAUUGGAAGAUGCGCUUGUCAAACUUGCAGAACCUUUUGGGAGAGUCAAAGAUCAUGCAAUAUCUUUUAUAAAACAAGAGGCAUUGUUGGAGCUGGAAAGUCAUGAAGCAGCAGAUAGAAUGGCUAAAUUCUAUCGAGGAAGCAAAAAAGCACAGCUCUUUGGAAGACAUGUGUCUGUUAGUAUGUGUCUCACGUUGCAACAGUUAGAGGGUCCAAGUGGAAGAUCAAUCUAUAUCGGCAUGCUUCCACUGCAGAAGUACUCUGAUAUCUCCCUCUUGAGGCUUGCUCAACCUUUUGGAAAAAUUAGUGCCUAUCACUUAAACUGGCGUCAUAGAAAGUGUUAUCUCCAAAUGGAGAGUGUGGAAGCAGCAGAGAAAAUGCUUGAGACUUACAUGCAGAGGCCUCCUAAGUUUUAUGGCUCAAUUUUACGGAUUAGUUUGUGCAGGAAAGGAGAUUCCCAGAUACCUUGGAAAGUGCCUGUUAAGUAUGAGCUGUGGUGUGCGCAGCAGAAGAUGAGAAAAGACCGAAAGGACAAACUGGAGGCGGAGGCGGAGGCACAGGCAGUGGAUGACCAGGCGGCAGAAAGCCCUGCUGUAAAGAAGAGCACCAGCGAGGAAGGUGCCCAGAGUACUGUCUCAGACAGUGAGGGAGCUGUCAGUGGCUCUGACAGAACAGAUGGGCAGAACAAAGAGGAGGAAGUGGAACAAAGAUCUGAUGAGGUCCCAGUCCCUCUGGGGCCAUACAAACCCAACAAUCCAGUAGGGAUAGACUACAUUGUCCAAAGAACUGGUUUCUUCUGCAAGCUCUGUAAGGUCUUCUACACCAAUGAAAAAACAGCUAAAUCUCUCCACUGCAGCAGCCUGGCGCAUUAUCAGAAACUAAAGAUGACGCUGGCAGAAGAUCAUCCAAAUGAAUGAGUUUUCCCAUUUGUGCAGCUGGAGGAUCUCUUUGUCAAAUGAAAUGAGUCUCUGUUCUGUUUAAAAUUUAAACAUUCCAGUCUUUAUCUUGUUCACAGUGAUUUCACUUAAUAGGAAAUAUGCUUUGUAGGUUUUUUGUUUACGGCAGUACUCGAGUGUGCGUGUGCGCACAUACGUAUGUGAGUUCAUACAUUGCAGCUGCUUGUCAAAUAAACAUUUAUCUGAA
Molecule: messenger RNA, 3383 nt
Organism: Conger conger (European conger)
Lineage: Eukaryota; Metazoa; Chordata; Actinopteri; Anguilliformes; Congridae
Product: matrin-3-like
Exons: 21
Coding region: 260-3157 (965 amino acids)
Cellular component (GO): nucleus
Molecular function (GO): RNA binding; zinc ion binding
Source: RefSeq, a predicted model, not a curated record